AUGCAGCAGGGUCCCCCACCUCAAACCUUACGGUACUACCAGAGCCCUCCGAUCCGGAGGUAUAUAUCGCAAAUACUUAGCAAUAGGCCAGCAUCAGCCUCAGAAGCCGGUCGACCAUGUCUGGCAGAAUAUCCUGCAGCAUUACUUCCGAACCUCUCAUUACACUGUAGAGAGAGUAAGGCUGAUGUCUCUAUGGUCAAUUCUAGGAACAAUGGCUUCCACGAGGUCAUAGUGGUCGAAGCCAAGAAGCCCACAGGAAGGGCCCCGACCCAGCAUAAGUGGAAUGGAGCCCGGCAACAGCUCCAAAAAGACAACAUGUUAGCCUUCAGAAACAGGCUAGGCAACGUACAGACCAUGACUACGGGCUUGGUGCCGUCCGCUUGUCACAUCUGUGUCAUUUCCCCUCAGUUCGGCUGGCCCGGACUGGGGCAUCCUCUUUUCGGCUUGUCCGGGAGCAGGAAGUCCAAGUACUUAGUCGGGGCAAUGGGAUAUGGGGUUCGUCUCUGA
This is a messenger RNA of Aspergillus costaricaensis CBS 115574, 507 nucleotides long. RefSeq lists its product as uncharacterized. The record is from RefSeq and is a predicted model, not a curated record. Lineage: Eukaryota; Fungi; Ascomycota; Eurotiomycetes; Eurotiales; Aspergillaceae. Bases 1 to 507 code for a protein of 168 amino acids. The transcript is spliced from 3 exons.